AUGUGCAAUUACCGAUACCGAGUGUGGAAGUGCGGCUGCAAGGAAAGGUUCCUCACAGAUGAAUGCAGCUACGCCGGCGGUCGAGGUCACACACUACACAAGGAUCGCAAGAGGUCAGACAAAGACGGACGAGGCGGCUGCCCCGGUGGCUGUGGUCGACCAAGCUCUGCAAAUUCCUCGUCAUCGUCUCCAAGUUCAUCACAUGGAGCUCGACCAGCACCCAAGCCCGCAAAGGAUAUUCUCAGCGAUGAAGGCACAGCAAAGGUCGUGGGAAAGCUCGCGCUAGGUGUGGUGAAGACUGUCACCGCGAAGUGA
Messenger RNA from Fulvia fulva, 315 nucleotides. RefSeq lists its product as uncharacterized. The record is from RefSeq and is a predicted model, not a curated record. The coding region runs from base 1 to 315 and encodes 104 amino acids. Lineage: Eukaryota; Fungi; Ascomycota; Dothideomycetes; Mycosphaerellales; Mycosphaerellaceae. The transcript is spliced from 2 exons.